Messenger RNA from Fonticula alba, 1912 nucleotides. RefSeq lists its product as hypothetical. Gene Ontology annotation, molecular function: G protein-coupled receptor activity. Gene Ontology annotation, cellular component: membrane. The record is from RefSeq and is a predicted model, not a curated record. Bases 33 to 1889 code for a protein of 618 amino acids. Gene Ontology annotation, biological process: G protein-coupled receptor signaling pathway. Lineage: Eukaryota; Rotosphaerida; Fonticulaceae. The transcript has 5 exons.
CGGCCACCGACAGGCCCGCCAGCCAGCCCAUCAUGGGCAGCAGCCAUGUUGCCAGCUCAAGCGCCGGCGUCCCGCGCCGUUGUCUCCGUGCCGUGGAUUACAACCCACCAUACUUCCUCCCCCAUGUCGCGCGCCUCCUGCCCCCAACACUCCUGCCCGUGCUCCCCUCCACGCGCUUCAACCUUCCUUUGCCCUCCCCGCCCCCUUUAUUGCAGCACACAAUGGCCCUGCAGCAUCCUCUGGCUGGCCUGCUGAGCCGGGCCGCCGCAGCAGCCACUGUCACCGCGGUCGCUGCCUCGGUUGGCCAGUCAGGCAGUGGCUCCGGCCCCAAGGAUUACUCCCCGCCCGGGUUUGAUCCCAUGGAGGCGGUCAACUUCCACCCGUUGGAGAUAGCCGUCACCUGCUUUGUGACACUGAUUGUCCUUCUGGUCGGAGCUGUGGUCUUCUAUGUGUGGUGGCACCGGAACUGGACCCCUUUCAAGGCCAAGCAAAUCAAUCUCAUCAUCGCCAUGUAUAUCGGCACACUUCUCUUCUCCUACGGUAGCCUCUUCGCCAACCGUGUGCUGCCCAUCCCGCCGGACUUUGGUGGAUGUGUCUACGUCAUUUACUGGAUGCAGCUCUACUUCGGCAUGUUCCUGAUGCUGGGGGCUUUCAUGGUCCGAAUCUGGAGGCUGUACCUGAUCUUCCUCCGGCGGAAGUCCAUCUCGAUGUUCACCCUGUACCUGCCCUUUGGGCUGGUCAUGCUGGCCGGCUUCAUCACCGGGGUCAUCAUCUCGGCGCUGCAUCUGAUGGACCCGGUGAAUUUCGGCGGCAUCAACCUCUGCUACAUCAAUGACCUGGCCUUCUAUCCCCUUUUCGGGGUGAUCCUCGUGGUCUUGGUGGCCCUGGCGGUGAUCAGCUUCCGCACACGCAAGAUCAGCCACCGGUACUUCGGCGAGUACAAGACCCUGGUCAUUCAGAUGGGGCUCGUGUUUCUGGUCUUCUUUGCGGGGCUCAUUUUCGUCAUCUUCGGCGCCCAAUACCACCUCUGGGGCCGAGUGGUCUUGGCCAUCCUGUCGCCCUCGCUGAUGAUGCUCACCAACCUGGUGCAGUAUGCCAACGUGGUGUACCACCACAUGACCGGUCGCGAUGCCUACCUGGAGAAGUUCCACACCUCCCUCCGUCCGACGGCCGCCUCGUCCAGUGGCGCUGGCACCAGCUUCAGCACCAGCAAUACGUCCCUGGUCCCGACCGCCCCCCUGGCCGGCGGCACGGUGGAGUCCCAAUCGUCGAGCGCUCUCGCACCGGCCGAGGAUACCCCGGCCACCGAGCGUCUCCCCCGGCAAUCCACCUCCUCGCUCAUGGACACCACGGCCUCUGGCUCGGAUCUCUUCCUGACACACUCAUCCUCCGGAACAUCGGGCGGGUCUCCCGACGUCGGUCCAGCUGACAAGGAGGACUGCCAUGGCGGGCACCGCCCCUCCGGCCCGUCGGAUGGCGACGUCGCCAUGGUCAAGGACACCGCCACCGCCGGCCCUGCUGCCCCCGUGCCCGGCGGCCACCGGCCACUUAGCAUUCUGCCCACGCGUAUUGCGGACGACACGGAAGCCGACGAGGGUUUCGAAAUGGGGCCCAUUGGCGGAGCAGGAGCUUCAACAACCUCUCCCAGUGCCAGCAGCAACACCUCCAGGAGGACCGAUGACCCGGAGGCGGACAUGUUCCUGGCGGAAAUCCCCCGGUCACCCCUUCCACCCCAGCCGCAGGGUGGCUACGUCUCACAGCCCGAGGGCCUGUCGACUUUCUCCCUGGCUGAAGGGGCCUGGCAGCCUCUACCAGCCCCUCCCUCCUCCUCGGGGAGCUCCCUGCCUCUGCCUUCUGCUGAUAGCCCAUUGUCGCCUCCACAUGAGUGAGCUUUCUCUCUCUCUCUCUCUCU